Molecule: messenger RNA, 2330 nt
Organism: Cryptococcus deneoformans JEC21
Lineage: Eukaryota; Fungi; Basidiomycota; Tremellomycetes; Tremellales; Cryptococcaceae
Product: expressed protein
Exons: 5
Coding region: 89-2251 (720 amino acids)
Biological process (GO): rRNA processing
Cellular component (GO): nucleus
Source: RefSeq, a predicted model, not a curated record
CGUUCGUUCUUCGUUCAUUCUUCAACGGCAGACACUAUAACCAGUUUAAUCUCGCCUUGUUCGUGUAAGCUCAAGAGAGGAUUGGAAUAUGCCCAAAGCCACAAGAAAAAAGAAGGAAAAAAAGGCCGAUUUUGUCAAAGCCAAACUCAAACUUGGUAAGGGCAAGAAGCAGGCUUCGAACACCACCGACACAUCCUUCAAGGCGAGAUCUAUUGCGCUUCCCGGCCAGGAAGCUCUCAAUCGAGCGCUUCAAAUUUCUGAAGGUGCUGGUCCAUCUGAACCAACCACUGCCAAUGGUUUGACUCUAGAGGAUAUCUUUAUCCGUCUCAGGCAUCCUAAUUCCGUUGUUCGGAAGGAGGCAUUGGGUGGAUUGAGAGAAAUAUUGCAAGUAGACGUGAGCAGGGAAGUCGGCAAAGUUUUGAGGGCAUUGGGAGGAUUGGUCGCAGAUGAUGACGCUGCUGUGAGGAAAGGUUUACUAGGUCUUUUGGAUUGGUAUCUGGCCCAUCUAUCCCAAUCGAUUCUAUCCCCUCAUCUUCCCCUUCUCGUUCUUCAAGCAUCUUCCGCCCUCUCUCACAUUUUCCCCGAGAUUAGACUUGAUGCCUGCAAGCUAGUACAUCUCAUGCUCCAAUAUGUCCCGAGCCAUGUUGUCUCUUCUUGGCCCUACGAAUCGUCUAACAUCCUUGAAGGUCUCCGCCUUGCAGUCGGGCUCGGUGGCGAGAAAGGAGUAAAUUCGCAGAUCGGACGAUUGACAGGCGGUGCAAAACUUGUGACGAUGAAAGCAAUGCGAGAAUUUGUGAGGAUAGGAUUAGAAAACGGUAUGACCCAAAAAUGGGGCGGAGGGUAUCUGGAGGACAGGCAGAGUAGCAGGGGAAAAUUCAAAGUGGUGAAGGAAGAGUCUGGUUUAGAAAAUGUACAACUUGAAGGUUGGCUUGUAGGCACCAGAAUGGCGAAGCUGGUAGGCGAUGGAGAUGCCUGGGAGCUCGGAAGGUUGGGAUCUCUGGGGGGCAAGGGCGACGAGGAAGGUGUGGUCAGCGUUCUCUCACAAUUAUAUAUUCAACUGCACCCCCUUCUUUUGUCUACCUUCCUUGAAAACGCCCCUACUGCCUUCUCACCUUCAAUGGCUUCAGUUACUCCAGCUUCCGAAGACAUACCAUUGGCUCUCUGUGUCAUGACUGCAUCUUUAACCGAGUUGCUCGCCGAUGCGAUCUUGACCCGCGCAACGCCAGACGCAAAUACUCCAGAACUCAGGCAGGUGAAAAACUGCAUUUCAGAUUUCCAUCGACGUAUGACUGGGUGGUUUCCUUUCAAUUCUCGUACGGCUCCGACACCUUCAGGGGUUACACCAGGCUUUGAACUCUCACUGGCGUACGCUAGACUGGCUGUUCUUCUCUCCCCACGACCUGUCGAUUUAACAUUUACCAAACACUCAACGAAGCGCGGGAAAGAGGUUCGCUGGAGGGAGAGAGUCAAGGCCACUGAGGAAGCUUGGAAAACGAUGAGGGAAUCGGAGAGGGCGAAAGGGAAGGGCAAAAUUGGGCAGAAUCAAUGGGCAAUGGAGGAGGUAGCGGAUUGGGUUGUCGAAGUUCUGGAACCCAAAAAGGAUGUCCUUGCACCUUCCCUAACCCCCGAAGCAUACUCAGCCCUUUUGCCUAUAGUUUGGGCUCUUCUCGCCCAACCACCUUGUCUAGCAUCGGAUGACACCGACAUUCCCUCUCACGUCGGAUCUGCUUUUAUCUCCCAUCUGAUCCGCCAAGGAUCGACUUCUCCCAUCCGUGAAAUUGGUGAAGAGUUCCUCAUUGCUCUCAUUCUCGUGCACGAGAAGAAGUACCCAAUUCUGCCUUUUUACAUUGUCCCCCAAUCACCUUUACGUCCAAUGAUCAAGGGCUGGUUUGAAGGAAUUCCAAAGACUCUUUUUGAAUUGGGAACAAAAAACCAGAGUGCGUCUGAAAGGCUCUUACGCUUUCUUCUUGUGAUUGGAUCACGAGGCGAAGGUGCAUAUGAGCAACCGUAUAGCCUGAUUGAUCCUGCAACUUUCCCCAGCCUGACACCUAAACUUGCGCCAUUUUGGCAUCUCCAACACCCUUCAAAGGGCUCGAUUCCAGGCGCGUGGACCAAGUUUAACAGUGGAGAGGUGAAACGACUAGGUCUGGACGUAGCCAUGGUGUGGAAACAAUGGAACGGGCUUAGGCUGAGUGAUGCCAUCGGAAGGGUCUGCGGUCAUGACCAGUGGGGAUCCUAUUGGAGAAGGUAGAGCUACAUUGUCGCAUCUCAUAUGUAUGAUUAUUACAUCCUGUACUUAUACAAUAUUCCAGAGCACAAUGUGAUUAUCG